This is a messenger RNA of Dissoconium aciculare CBS 342.82, 1670 nucleotides long. Its product is annotated as PIG-P-domain-containing protein. Bases 224 to 1453 code for a protein of 409 amino acids. The record is from RefSeq and is a predicted model, not a curated record. NCBI's taxonomy places the organism in Eukaryota, Fungi, Ascomycota, Dothideomycetes, Mycosphaerellales, Dissoconiaceae. The transcript has a single exon.
CGACCUUCGACGCUGCGCAUCCGCAGAUACCUAGGUAUGCGUCGGUCGGCACAAGAUCAUCACCAACGUCCGCCACUCAGUUCCUGCCUUUUAUUAUGACAAACAGACCAACGAACACUCGAUGAUCUGAGAUAUCUGGGCAUGGCGACUUCGAGUCAAACUCAACGCUGACCACAUAUGUGUACCAUGAAACCCACAGACACAGCUAUUGAGUGGGGAUAAAAUGCCAUCGAGGAACCGGCCAACAGGCAAUAAGCCUGAGCAAGCAAAUCUCUCUGGAAGUCCGUCUCGAUCGACCCCGAAUUUGUCAACCUGGCGACCACUAAAAGUCGGCGGGACCGCUCGAUCUGACCUUCCCAGCCAGCCAAGCUAUGAAGCCGCUGAGAAUGCGCAAGGUGCUCGGACAAAUGUCGAUCUGACUCCUAGAGAAACUGGAGCGACAUCACAAAACAAUGGAUCGCGAGAGCCAAGUCUGUUAUUGAGCGGCGCGUCCGACGACGAUGACGACUCCAGCGACAGCGAAGAUAACGACAACGACCAGCAAAGAUAUCCAAACAACAAUCCCUUGGCGAGGCCCGGGGCCAUGCAGCAUUCCCGUAGCCAUACCUACCUCGGCCCUUCAGCCUUUGCGCCUCCAUUCUACAAUCGUCCACCUACACCUCUACCACCCUCACCCUCUCUAACAUCUCUCCUGCGACCCAAUUUCAGCACCCAGAACAGUCGACCUAGCACGCCGGAUCUCUCCAGCGAUGAAGCCACCCCGCACAUGCGCGAUGCAACAGGCAUCCAGACCCCCAACUCCGCCGCAGCAUCCGCCUUGAACAGCACAUACCGCAACGCGGAGACCAUCCCACGCGCCAGUCCGAAAGUGCCGACGUACGAAUACUACGGCUUCACGCUGUAUCUGACCAGCAGUCUCGCCUUCAUCGUCUACGUGCUAUGGGCGUUUCUCCCCUCACCGCUUCUACAUCAGCUCGGCAUCUACUACUACCCGAACCGCUGGUGGGCGCUCGCGAUUCCCGCUUGGACGGUGAUGCUAGUCCUGUACAUCUACGUGGCGCUCGCGGCGUAUAAUCUCGGCCACCUCACGCUGCCGCUGCAGAGCAUUGAAUGUCUGGUCGACGAAGCGGCGCAGAUUGCGGUUGUGGAUGACAGAGGACAGAUUGUUCGGAAUGAUCGCCCGAGUUGGAGGACGGGGAGUCCGGAGAGGGGUGCUCGUGGGGCGAGGGGUACGAGCUCGAGUCGGAUCCCGUUGAGAGAGGGUCAGAGGGGUGUCAAUGGGGGCCAGAGUCGAACUUCGAGUUUGCAUAGGGGGCCUGCGAGGGAGGAUUUGGAGUGGAGAUCGCUGUGGAAGGAGGGAACUGAUGCGGUUAUGGAUAUUCCGAUCGGUGGCGUGUGUGAGAUUCUUUAUGGUGGACCUGGUCAUGAUGACGAAGAGGGAGUUGAGGGAUAGUAUCUUCCGCUUUGGCAUAUCGAAUCGUUGAGAUUACAGAUAGCCACAGAAUACAGGUUCAUGGGUUUGCUCAAAAAUACACGAAAAAGACACUUUUGUGUAACUAUGUUAGAGUUGAGUUGAAUUAUUCAUCUCGAUAUUACAUUCUCCUUUCGACUCGCCCGGACGCCGGUCCUCCUUCCAUCAAACCUACAAUAUUUAACAAACUCUGAAAGCA